Molecule: messenger RNA, 1730 nt
Organism: Mus caroli (Ryukyu mouse)
Lineage: Eukaryota; Metazoa; Chordata; Mammalia; Rodentia; Muridae
Gene: Mvk
Product: mevalonate kinase
Biological process (GO): isoprenoid biosynthetic process; isopentenyl diphosphate biosynthetic process, mevalonate pathway; cholesterol biosynthetic process
Cellular component (GO): cytosol; cytoplasm
Molecular function (GO): mevalonate kinase activity; ATP binding
Source: RefSeq, a predicted model, not a curated record
GGCUCUCCCAUCUGAUAUGGAGAAGACCGGGAGCUGCGGCCCGGGUUUCGGCUCACCUGGGUGCUGGCCGGGGCAGAAGUUCUUGUUUGAACGUGCAACACGGGGUGUUAACAGAAGUCUCAGGAGCCAUGUUGUCAGAAGUCCUGCUGGUGUCCGCCCCGGGGAAGGUCAUCCUCCAUGGAGAACACGCUGUGGUCCAUGGCAAGGUCGCUCUGGCGGUGGCCUUGAACUUGAGAACUUUCCUCUUGCUGCGACCACAGAGCAAUGGGAAAGUGAGCGUCAAUUUACCCAACAUCGGCAUUAAGCAGGUCUGGGAUGUGGGCAUGCUUCAGCGACUGGACACGAGCUUUCUUGAGCAAGGUGAUGUCUCAGUACCCACCUUGGAGCAACUGGAGAAGCUGAAGAAGACGGGGGACCUCCCCAGAGACCGUGCAGGCAAUGAAGGCCUGGCUCUGCUCACCUUUCUCUACCUGUACCUGGCGAUCUGCCGGAAGCAGAGGACACUCCCAAGCCUAGACAUCGUGGUGUGGUCAGAACUGCCCCCCGGGGCAGGCUUGGGCUCCAGCGCCGCCUACUCUGUGUGUCUGGCAGCCGCCCUCCUGACUGCCUGUGAGGAGGUCUCCAACCCACUCAAGGACGGGGUCUCUGUCAGCAGGUGGCCCGAGGAAGAUCUGAAGUCAAUCAACAGGUGGGCCUUUGAGGGCGAGAGAGUGAUCCACGGGAACCCUUCUGGUGUGGACAAUGCCGUCAGCACCUGGGGAGGAGCCCUGCGCUACCAGCAAGGGAAGAUGUCUUCCUUGAAGAGGCUCCCGUCUCUGCAGAUCCUGCUCACCAACACCAAGGUCCCGCGGAGUACCAAGGCCCUCGUGGCUGCCGUCAGAAGCAGGCUGACCAAGUUCCCUGAGAUUGUGGCCCCGCUGCUGACCUCCAUUGACGCAAUAUCCCUGGAGUGUGAGCGUGUGCUAGGGGAGAUGGUGGCAGCUCCAGUUCCGGAACAGUACCUCGUACUAGAAGAGCUGAUGGACAUGAACCAGCACCAUCUGAAUGCCCUCGGGGUGGGCCACGCCUCCCUGGACCAGCUCUGCCAGGUAACGGCAGCACACGGACUGCACAGCAAGCUGACAGGCGCCGGCGGUGGCGGCUGUGGCAUCACCCUCCUGAAGCCAGGUCUAGAGCAAGCCACAGUGGAGGCAGUCAAGCAGGCCCUGACCAGCUGCGGGUUUGACUGCUGGGAGACCAGCAUCGGCGCACCCGGAGUCUCCGCACACUCAGCUGCAGCUGUAGAGGACCCCGUCCGACAAGCCCUGGGCCUCUGAGACCACCCGACAAGCCAUCCUACCAAGAAGCCUCUAAGUAUCUGGGGCUGGAGUUGGCCUCUGUGCUAGCUGCUGACACAUUUCCUGCUGGUAGCACCUUCUAGACUCUGGCCCCAUCCGUGUUCUGACGUUUCUGAAGCCAGGCAGGGAUCAGUUGUGGGGUCUUCUGAGAUGGCAGGCCUUCACCCUGGAGCUCCUAUGGGCACAUCUGCCUCACACAAACUCUCUGGCUCCUCGCCACGCACUCUUCUGUCCAGCCCACGAUGGCCCCUAAGGAACCACCUGGCCAGCAGCUUGUGGCUCCUGGCUCUUGUCCUCUCUCGGGGAUCAUCAGCUGAGGCAAGGCAUACCGACUGCCUGUCUCCGUGUGGAAAAGCUGCUGUGGGGGAAAUAAAAAGAAAUAGUACAAACAAA